UGUUCAGGGACUGCGCGGGUGCGCUCCGGGACUUGCGCGGGUGCGCUCCGCGGGUACGCUCCGGCCCCUCGGCUCCGCUCCCGCUGCAGCCCCUCGGCUGCCCCUCGGCCCCGCGGGUGCGCUCCGGCCCUCGGCGCUCUCUCGCGGGGUCCCCGCCGGUGCCGCCCCGGCUCCGAGGGUCCCGGCGCCUCCCGUCGGUGCGGGAUGUCCCCGCGGGCUCUGGCGCUGGCGCUGGCGCUGGCGGGGCUGGUUCUGGCCCCGGGCGCGGCCGAGGAGGGGGAAGCCGCCGUCGGGGCCGCCCCUCCAGGACCCGCCGCUUUCCAUCGCGCCGCCAAGGCGGCCUGGCGGCUGCCCGGGCGCUACGUGGUGAUGCUGCGGGCGGGCAGCGGGGCCGAGCUGCGAGGCACGGCCCGGCGGCUGCGGGCCCGGGCGGCUCGGCGGGGACACCCGGCACGGCUGCUGCACGUCUUCCACCUCCUGCCCGCCUUCCUGGUGAGGAUGAGCAGCCACGUCCUGGACGCGGCGCUGAAGCUGCCGCACGUGAAGUACAUUGAGGAGGAUGCCUACGUCUUUGCGCAGAGCAUUCCCUGGAACCUGGGCAGGAUCGUGCCGCCGCAGCCCAGCUCGGGAGCCUACAGCCCUCCCAAUAAAGGUGACCUGGCCGAGAUUUACCUGCUGGACAGCAGCGUGCAGAGCAGCCACCGGGAGAUCGAGGGCAGGGUGACCGUGACCGGCUUCGAGAGCAUCCCCGAGGAGGAUGGCACCCGCUUGCACAGGCAGGCCAGCCAGUGUGACAGCCACGGGACGCACGUGGCCGGGGUGCUGAGCGGGCGCGACGCCGGCGUGGCCAGGGCCGCCAGCAUCCGCAGCCUCCGGGUGCUGGGCUGCCAGGGGAAGGGCACCGUCAGCGGCACCCUCAAGGCGCUGGAUUUCGUCGGGAGGGCGCUGGAGGCUCGGCCCUUCGCCCCGCGGGUGGUGCUGCUGCCGCUGGCCGGGGCGCGGAGCCCCGCGCUGAACGCGGGCUGCCGGCGGCUGGCACGCACCGGAGCGGUCGUGGUGGCGGCUGCCGGCAACUACAAGGACGAUGCCUGCCUCUACUCGCCGGCGUCCGAGCCGGAGGUCAUCACGGUCGGUGCCAGCGACAGCCAGGACCAGCCUGCCUCCAUCGGCACCCUGGGCACCAACUUUGGCCGCUGCGUGGACCUGUUCGCCCCGGGGGACGACAUCGUGGGCGCCUCCAGCGCCUGCAGCACGUGUUUCACCGCGCGGAGCGGGACGUCGCAGGCGGCCGCGCAUGUGGCAGGCAUCGCGGCCGUGCUGCUGAGCGCCGAGCCCCGGCUGAGCCCGGCCGAGCUCCGCCAGCGCCUCCUGCGCUUCUCCGCCAAGAGCGCCAUGGACACGGCCUGGAUCCCGCAGGAGCAGCGCCUCCAGACACCCAGCAGCGUGGCAGGGCUGCCCGCCCGGCUGGCGGCAGAGGAGCCGCUGCUCUGCCGCUCGGUGUGGUCGGCGCGCUCGGGGCUCUCCCGGCUCGCCCGGGCCGUGGCUCGCUGUGCCGGCACCGAGGAGAUGCUCAGCUGCUCCAGCUUCUCCCGCAGCGGCAGCCGGCUGGGAGAGCAGGUGGAGGACCAGCACGGGCAGAAGCAGUGCGUGGCCCUCAAUGCCCUCCAGGGCCAGGGGGUUUAUGCCAUCGCCAGGUGCUGCACCUGGCCCAGGGCUGAGUGCCGGAUCCAGGCCAGCUCCCCCGGGACCCAGGGGGCCCAGUGCUCGCCAGGAGACCACGUGCUGACCGGGUGCAGUUUCCACUCCCCGUCCGUGGUGCUGGGUGUUGGUGGCAGGCCCGUGGAGGGGCUGGGGAGGGGGCCCAGCCGCUGUGCCAGCAGGACAGAGGGGAUGGCCCACGCCUUGUGCUGCCCCAGUGCCAGCCUCGAGUGCCGGCUGAAGGAGCACGUGGCCCUGGAACACGAGGGGAAGGUGACAGUGUCCUGUGAGGAUGGCUGGACGCUGACGGGCUGUAACUCCCUGUCCCAGAGCCCUGGCUCCACGGGAGCCUAUGCCCAGGACAAUUCCUGCGUGGCAGCCGCCGUUCCUGGCAGCAGCUGGGCCGUGGCCAUUUGCUGCCGGAGCCGGCAGUAGGGACAGCCUGAGCUGGAGGGGUGGCUCCUGUGGCACAGCAGGGAUGGAGCCCUUGCUGGACCCUGGACCGCUGUGUCCCUGGCUUGGUCCCUGGCUUGGUGCCUUUCCAGGGUUUCCAGAACAAUCCGUGCUCAGACAUGCAGUUGAUGGCCAAAGUUGUCUCCCCCUGGCACACAGCGGGGUCAGGAUCCAGGGCCAGCAUCCAGGGUGGCUCCUCAAGAGCUCUCCAAGCGCCCCCCAAGCAGCUGGAGCCCUGUGCCAUCACUGGAGUCAUCCCAGAAUCCCUUCCCUGCCAUGUCUUCCUACAAACACCUUGACAGAACAAGCCGUGCUGUUGUCACCCAACAUAGGAAAAAUCCACCACUUUUUAAAGAAAAAUGUGUUGUGAGGAUCACUCCUUCCUGUCCUGCUUAGUUGCUCAUUAGUUGUCAGCUAAUGCUGCUUAGCACUUGGAAAAUCUUAGUUUAGCCAUUUUUGGGCAGUUUUAUAAUUGCCUCAGCGUAUUCCUAGGAGAUUUCUUUACUUUUGAGUCAAGUGUAAGGACUUUAGUUUAAACAGCCUGCUUGGUUAAUUAGACUUUUAUCUGCAUUGCUACAGUCAGCUCCUGCUUCAUUAGUGCUUUUUUUGUUGUUGAGUCAAAGUUAAUGAUCUGCUGGUGUUAUGUGUUAACAGUUUCAGACACAUAGAACUGUAGGAGGCUGUAAUUCCUAAAAAAAAAAAAAAAAAGAAAAAGCUUUCAUAGCACCUUCGUUUUUACAUUUGUACCCUAAAUAUUUAUUUGGAGUUUUAUAAAUGAGCAUUUUAUAAGUGUCUUUUUAAAAUAAAAUUCAUAGA
This is a messenger RNA of Passer montanus (Eurasian tree sparrow), 2967 nucleotides long. RefSeq names its product proprotein convertase subtilisin/kexin type 9 (gene PCSK9). The transcript is spliced from 12 exons. The coding region runs from base 205 to 2133 and encodes 642 amino acids. The record is from RefSeq and is a predicted model, not a curated record. Gene Ontology annotation, biological process: proteolysis. Gene Ontology annotation, molecular function: serine-type endopeptidase activity. Lineage: Eukaryota; Metazoa; Chordata; Aves; Passeriformes; Passeridae.